Messenger RNA from Arabidopsis lyrata subsp. lyrata, 1864 nucleotides. RefSeq names its product vicilin-like seed storage protein At4g36700. The coding region runs from base 23 to 1639 and encodes 538 amino acids. NCBI's taxonomy places the organism in Eukaryota, Viridiplantae, Streptophyta, Magnoliopsida, Brassicales, Brassicaceae. The transcript is spliced from 4 exons. The record is from RefSeq and is a predicted model, not a curated record.
GAAUAACAAAAAACAGAGCACAAUGACUAGAUUUACGGUAUUGCCACUCUCUGUUCUUCUUCUUCUCGUUCUCUUGUUCCUCUGCACUGAGUCAUUGGCUAAGUCGGAGGAUUCGGAAGAAAACGACUUCCCCGUGCCGUCGUGCUGCGGGUUUUCGUCUCCUCUUCUGAUAAAGAAAGAUCAAUGGAAACCAAUCUUCGAGUCGAAGUUCGGACAGAUCUCAACCGUUCAAAUCGGCAAUGGAUGCGGUGGAAUGGGACCUUACAAAAUACAUUCCAUAACGUUGGAGCCAAACACGCUUUUGCUGCCUCUUCUUCUUCAUUCCGACAUGGUCUUCUUCGUUGACUCUGGAAGUGGGAUUCUGAACUGGGUUGACGAGGAAGCGAAGAGUUCUGAGAUCAGACUAGGGGACGUUUACAGGCUACGUCCCGGUUCGGUUUUCUACUUACAGAGCAAACCGGUGGAUAUCUUCCUUGGAACCAAACUUAGGCUUUACGCAAUCUUCUCCAACAACGAGGAGUGUUUACAUGAUCCUUGCUUUGGUGCGUAUUCAAGUAUCACAGAUCUAAUGUUUGGUUUUGAUGAGACAAUUCUCCAGGCAGCUUUUGGGGUUCCCGAGGGGAUUAUAGAGCUGAUGAGGAAUCGUACGAAGCCACCAUUGAUCGUGAGUGAUGUGCUUUGCCCACCAGGUGUGGCUAACACAUGGCAGCUCCAACCGCGAUUACUCAAAUUCUUUGCUGGAAGCGCAGAUUUGGUGGAUAACAAGAAGAAGAAAGAGAAGAAAGAGAAGAAAGAGAAGAAGGAGAAGAAAGAGAAGGUGAAGAAAGCAAAAACAUUCAAUGUUUUCGAAUCCGAACCGGAUUUCGAGAGCCCUUACGGUCGUACUAUAACGAUUAAUAGGAAGGAUCUGAAAGUUUUAAAGGGCUCAAUGGUUGGCGUUUCCAUGGUGAAUCUCACUCAAGGGUCGAUGAUGGGACCACACUGGAAUCCAUGGGCUUGCGAGAUUUCAAUUGUGUUGAAAGGAGCAGGAAUGGUUAAGGUGCUUAGGUCUUCGAUAUCAUCAAACUCAUCAUCAGAGUGUAAGAACGUGAGGUUUAAGGUAGAAGAAGGAGAUAUUUUCGCAGUUCCACGGUUACAUCCAAUGGCUCAAAUGUCAUUCAACAAUGGCUCGUUAGUGUUCGUUGGGUUUACUACUUCAGCUAAGAAUAACGAGCCACAGUUCUUAGCCGGGGAGGACUCGGCUUUGCGGAUGCUUGACCGGCAGGUAUUGGCUGCGUCGCUUAAUGUGAGUAGUGUGAUGAUUGAUGGAUUGUUGGGAGCUCAGAAGGAAGCUGUUAUCUUGGAAUGUCCUUCUUGUGCGGAAGGAGAGAUGGAGAAGCUGAAGGUGGAGAAGGAGACGAAGAAAAUAGAUGAUGAGAGGAAGAGGAGAGAUGAUGAAAGGAAGAAAGAAGAAGAAGAGGCGAAGAAAGAAGAGGAAGAGAGGAGGAAACGUGAAGAAGAAGAAGAGAGGAAGCGGUGGCCACCUCAACAGCCACCACAACCGUUCCAACCGCAGCCGCAACCAUCACAAGAAGAACCUCUAGAACCGCAACUACCGAUGGAGAAAGAAUGGGAAAUGGCAGGUGAAGAGGAGAUGUAAGCCGUAGAAGUAAUUAAAAGAGAACGCCGAUUUCAAGAGUGUUUGGUUUGUUGUUAAUGGUUAGAACUUUGGUUUUGACCUCUCUUUUUUUUCCUCGUCUUGUGUAUUUGUUAAUGUUUGUAUUGUUUGUGUUGUUGCCAGGCCAAUGUUUAAAGUUUUUAUUGUAUUAUGUUUUGUUUAAAUGUUUCCGAGAUAUUGUUGAGUGACGACGUUUACUUCUAGUUA